This is a messenger RNA of Striga hermonthica, 3501 nucleotides long. Lineage: Eukaryota; Viridiplantae; Streptophyta; Magnoliopsida; Lamiales; Orobanchaceae. The record is from the annotation of a GenBank genome assembly.
AUGGAUUUACAAAUCAAGCAUGCAGUUAUGGGCAUGACAUGGUUUUGUGGCCAAGUCACUCAGUUGCAGAGCCGGGCAUUUAAAAGAUAUCCCCGGAUCUGCUUAAAGUAUGCAUCUCUGAAUGUUCAGAAAUUGCAAAAUGAUCUCCCAAGAGUUGGAAUAUCAUUUCCUCUCAGAAUAAAAAAUCAUCCACCGAGGAGUCUUGUUGAUGGGCCUCGCUCGUUUUCUUCCUUCAGAUUUGGGCCGCCCCUUGGAUGUGAGCUUCCCAGCACCCGAAUGCCCAUGAAUAUUUCAUGUUAUGGGUUGGUGAGUGGGCUUCGACCAAGUCAUCAUUUUUGUACUGGUACUAGGUCAUUUUCCCAGAUUCCGAGAACUGGUACCCGGAAUAAUGUUGUUAUGACGGAAGGUGGUGCCGGAGGCAGUACAAGGAAAGUUGAGUUUUUCAAAAAAUUCAAAAAGCAUCGCAAGGGGCAGAAGGCCUUGGGUGCCCGCAAAGGAAAUGCAGUGUCCACAGAGAAAUUGGUAAGUGGCACUUCCGAAGUAAAAGCAUCAGCACCGGAAAAUAUUGCCGAUAUGCCCUCAUCAAGUAGAGAAAACGUUGAGGGUAGCUUGAAGUCCACCAUAAGCAACAGUGGUCGAAUGCCCAAGGGCAAAGAGAAAGUGAAACAUCAAUCUAAAAGCAAGAAAAAACAGAAACAAUCAUCGAGCGUGUGUGCUUCUGUUGAUUUAGCAGACACUCCUAGCAGCUCAGUGAAAAAUUCUCAAGCAAAAAAGAUUAUGAAUAACAAAUGUAAAGCAUCUUCUGUUUCAUCAGAGAAUAAUUUGACUUCAAGUUCUCCAACCGAGGAGGUUACCAGCAAUAUCACGACAAAUAACAUUCCCAGAAUGGCGAAGAAAAAGGGACAAUGUAACGAAAGGAAAGGGAGUUCUGCACCGAAAUCCAAGAAAGAGACUAAAGGACAGUCAAGUGAUGGCAAGGCGGUUUCAAUUGGCAAAAGUGCACCACCGAGCAAUAAGAAUAAACCUGGACGCAAAAAAGCUUGGCGCCAGUUAUACCCGCCAAUUGGUAAAUCAGUCGUUGUGGUUGAGUCUGUCACGAAAGCCAAAGUCAUUCAAGGAUACCUUGGUGAUAUGUACGAGGUCCUUCCUAGUUAUGGUCAUGUCAGAGACUUGGCUGCUAGAUCAGGAUCAGUGCGGCCUGAUGAUGACUUCAGUAUGGUGUGGGAAGUCCCUUCUCCUGCCUGGUCUCAUCUAAAGAGUAUUAAGGUUGCACUAAGCGGAGCAGAAAAUCUUAUUCUAGCUUCGGACCCUGAUCGCGAAGGAGAGGCCAUUGCCUGGCACAUCAUAGAAAUGUUGCAUCAACAGGAUGCCCUGCGUGAAGGUGUGCAAGUAGCAAGAGUUGUCUUUACUGAAAUAACUGAGUCGUCCAUUAAAAAUGCACUCCAGGCACCUCGUGAGAUCGAUGUUGACUUGGUGCACGCUUAUCUUGCGAGGCGUGCUCUCGAUUAUCUCAUCGGGUUCAAUGUGUCUCCUCUGCUAUGGAGAAAAUUGCCCGGCUGCCAGUCCGCUGGCCGCGUCCAGUCUGCCGCCUUAGCCCUCCUAUGCGAAAGGGAAAAAGAAAUCGACGAGUUCAAACCCAAUGAGUACUGGACGGUUGAUGCUCAGUUCCAGAAGAAAGAUCAAAGGCAGACAAACAAAAUCUCCCUCUCAGCGCAUUUGACCCAUUUCGGUUCUCAGAAGCUGAGCCAGUUGUCAAUUGGCUCUAGUGAGGAGGCAGAAAAUAUUCAUAAAAAGGUCGACCAAUCCGAGUUUGUGGUCCUCAGUACCAAAACCAGUAAAAUCCAAAGAAACCCACCCACGCCAUACAUAACGUCGACCCUCCAGCAAGAUGCAGCCAACAGAUUGAACUUUUCGGCAUCGCACACAAUGAAAGUCGCUCAGAAGCUUUACGAGGGUGUCCAGCUGUCGGACGGAAAGGCCACGGGGCUCAUAACCUACAUGAGGACUGACGGCUUGCACUUAUCCGAUGAGGCCGCAAAGGACAUCCAAUCGUUUGUGGCUGAGAAGUAUGGGGCCGAUUUUGCCGCCAAGAGCAGACGCAGGUUUUUCAAGAAGGUGAAGAAUGCUCAGGAGGCCCACGAGGCCAUCCGUCCCACCGAUAUCCGGAGGCUGCCAUCUACGCUCGUUGGGGCCCUUGACGUGGACGCCCUGAAGCUGUACACUCUCAUAUGGGCCCGCACGAUGGCGUGCCAGAUGGAGCCCGCCGUCAUCAGACAGUUGCAGUGUGAUUUUGCGAACACCAAUCGGUCCAUUAUUUUCCGGUCCACUUGCUCGAAGGUGGAUUUUCUGGGCUUUCAGGCUGUUUACAAGGAUGCUGAGUCCGUAAAAAUUCAGAAUGAUGAAGAUGAUGACAAGUACCAUCGUAGUGAAGUCUUCGAUAUUUUGAGCAGCUUAAAAAGUGGAGAUGUGCUGUGCCUGACUAAAGUUGAACUGGGUAAACACCAAACGCAGCCCCCGCCCCGUUACACAGAGGGGUCAUUGGUGAAAAACCUCGAGGAACUCGGCAUAGGGAGGCCCUCCACAUAUGCCACCACUAUCAAGGUUCUGAAAGAUAGGAAUUACAUAACAAUGAAAAGCCGGACUCUCUGCCCGGAGUUUCGUGGCCGAAUGGUGUCAGCAUUUCUCUCUCAUUAUUUUUCUGAGGUGACGGAUUACAGUUUCACCGCCGACAUGGAGAGUGAGCUCGAUAAUGUCUCGGCAGGAAUAACCGAGUGGAGGGGCCUUCUGAGUGAUUAUUGGACCAGAUUUAGCAAGUACUGUGAGAGCGCCAGCAAAGUUCAUAUCCACGAGGUGGAGAAGAUGUUGGGUAAGACGUUUGGCAGUUUCUUGUUUUCCUCACUACCUGAUGGGAAUAGAACCUGCCCAAGCUGCCUGGUGGGGACAUUAGUUUUUAAAGUGAGCAGGUUUGGUGCGGGAUAUUUUAUUGGCUGCGAUCAGCACCCAAGAUGCAAGUAUAUUGCUAAAACGCUCUACGGCGAUGAUGAUGAAGAUGCUACUCCUGAGAACCAAAAGACCAACAAUGUGCAGGAACCAAAGUUGCUCGGGCUGAAUCCAGGGACCAAUGAGAAGGUUUUCUUGAAGACUGGCCCAUAUGGAUCCUAUGUGCAGCUUGGUGACAACGUGAAGGGACAUGCACCGAAGCGAGCUUCGGCGUCUUGGAUCAAGGAUGUCAGAUCCAUCACUUUAGAAGAUGCCCUCGAGUUACUCAAGUAUCCACUAACCUUGGGAAACCAUCCGGAUGAUGGCUAUCCGGUACUAUUAAAGCUUGCAAAAACAGGUUUUUCAAUUAAACAUCGGCGCUCAGUUGCUCCCGUGCCAAAGAAUACGAAGCCUGGGGAAAUAACCAUGGAGAAAGCUUUGGAACUAUUGCAAGGUAAGGAAGUGAAGCGAUGUGGACGACCAAAGCGUAACAAGGUUAAAGAGGCCAUUGAAGCUAUGUAA